Messenger RNA from Syngnathoides biaculeatus (alligator pipefish), 17831 nucleotides. RefSeq names its product dual adaptor of phosphotyrosine and 3-phosphoinositides (gene dapp1). The coding region runs from base 7760 to 8503 and encodes 247 amino acids. The record is from RefSeq and is a predicted model, not a curated record. Gene Ontology annotation, molecular function: nucleic acid binding. NCBI's taxonomy places the organism in Eukaryota, Metazoa, Chordata, Actinopteri, Syngnathiformes, Syngnathidae. The transcript is spliced from 10 exons. Gene Ontology annotation, biological process: DNA integration.
AAAAAAAAAUGUGAUGCUUGCAUUUGCAGCACUUUGGAGGUUAUUCAUUGACCUUUAGCAGGUGAUAGUGAAAACUAUAUUUGUCUCGUUUUGGUCACCAUGUUUUUUAUUUAUAUUUGUAAAUUUUAGAAAAUGUGAUGUCAAUCUAGCAAUCUCUGUACUUUAGAAUGGUCAUGACAUGAAUGAAAUAAUAGUGUUUUUACUAUUUCACUCCAAAACAAAAAGUUCACAACAGGAAGUGAAAUUUCAGAGAAAGUUUAAUUAAAUCUACAGGGGAAGUUGGGGAAACAAUGCAAAGGGACUUUACUGCAAAACUAUGCAGAUAAACAUUUGUAAAUAAACCUGAAGUCAUGAUUAAAAUAGAGAUAAAGAGAAUAUGAGAUUAUGAGAAUAAGUCAUAAAGAGAAGUUGUAUAUCCCGUCGUAGAUGACGUAUGUUGUAGAUGUACAAUUGCACUGUGAGGUUUACCUGUUACAUCUAAGGGGGUUGGGAUCCUUAAAAACAGAGGGUUCGCCGUCAGUUUGAGCCUGGGACGUCGCAAGGUGGCAUAUAAAAAAAAACGAAUAGGAUAGGCUAAUUUGUUGCGCGAUGGGAAUUCGGUUGGGUUUAGUUGAAGAGGAGUGACCACUAAAUUAAAUAAAUAAUCAUGGAUGGUAAACUUUAUCAUGAAUGUGCUGAAUAUAAUCCAACUAAAUAUGAAAUGUACAUUGAAAUUGAGCGGCAAAUGAUGCCUAAUGGUGACAAAAAGAAACAAGAUAAAGAAAGGAAGCGCGCAUUAAAAUAAUGGCAAAAGCACAAUUUGGGUCAAAUUAAUGAUUGGGACAAUCUGACGAUGAAGUUAUAGGAAAUUGACAGAGACUAUGUAAAUAUAACAUAAAUAUAAAUGUAAAAGACUAUGAAAGAUGUAAGAGACAGAUUAGAUAAGGGCUCAUGGAACUCAAAAGAGGUGAACAGAGAAAGGGCACUGCACAGACGUUGGAACGGGACCAGGAAACUACCCGGUUCUGGUAAAGUGGUAUGUGACGUUGAGAGCAUCAUGGAGCCCAAGAGGAAGAGAAGAUGGGGCUGAGAAAAGUUCUAUUUAAUAUGUGGAUGCGAGUGAAGGACUGCAAAAAUGAGGAAGAAGGCACGUCGAACACGCUCACGCGCCCUGAAUCACACCUUCUCCACCUCAAGGUCCAAUGCAAGGGCGUUGAGGCUGGUCCAACAACCGAGGGGGGCCAAGGCAGAGGCAGAAACGACAGCUUUGGCGGCGCACCCUGACAGCAGGAUGGACAGCAGCAGGUAGGACAGUACCACUAGGGGUCCCUGGGAAGCCAGGAGUCCGGUGAUGCAGGUGCCAUGAUCCCCAUCUCUGUUGCGGGGCGAAAAGGGAACACUCUCGUUGACACAGGGGUAACACUCUUCACUCAAUAUGUUGCUCCCGGACACUUUAUUGUCACAACACAAUGGGCUUCUCAGGGACUCAACAGGCUCUGCAAUGGACUCAACGCCGACCGACAAUCUUGGCUGGACAGACCUUCCACUAUUUGUUUAAAAUGCCGGCAGCUGACACUGUCUGCCACUCUGGACAAUGGCUUAUGACACCUGAGAGUGAACCAACUUCAACUGUGGACAUUUAUGGACACUCAAACCUGGUCUCAUACAUCAAUUUCUGUUGUGGAAGCCCUGGUUAAACUCUUAUGGCUUACCUGCCUCCACUUGGUCCAUACCAUUGCACACUAUAUUACAACCGCAACCACAAUGUAGUAUACAAGGAAAACUUUGCAUGCAUACAAGGUGCUGCUUGGGACAUUACAGCCACACAUAUAUACGCAGCAAGAGAGGGUGUUGCGGCAUCCUCCUCUCUUACAUCAGAUCAAAUGACAUGGUUCAAAAUGCAGGAAGAGUCAGUACCGGACAUUUCACUCGCUCUGUCUCCAGGACACAAGGCCCGGCACCUGGGACCUAUGGUGAAACGACUGACUCAAAUGACUGACUGGAAGGACACACCACUCCCUAACGUACAGAUCUCCAAAUCUACAGAUGCAUACUGCAUCAUUGUUCCUGACGCACCGCCGACAACAAAUAUCACCAUAUUAGAACACGAGAACAUGGACGUGACUACUCUGACCGUGACGACACCGAGUCAUUCUUAAACAAACUGCGUAAAUCGGUUUGGUCCUCUGGACCCUUUGACGUUGGACAUUGUACUAAGACACCAGACAUUAAAAUCACUGUUUUUCCAGGAUCACAUUUUUACAGAGCUCAAUAUCCUUGGCCCGCACCUGCGAACCAGGGGAUGGAGGACAUUCCACUGGCCUUUGGAAUUCUCGAGUCCUGGAAAAAUCCACCUCCUCGUGGUGUACACCACUCAGGCCCGUUUUAAAAGCAGAUGGUAACACUUAUCGUAUGGCACAUGAUUUGAGAGCCGUUAAUGAUGUAACGACCUCACCAUUGUUACCUGAACCAGACCCCCACAGAAUGUUGUCUACCAUCACACAUGAUUUGAAAGACUGCAUGCCAUGAAAUGCAUUCUUCUGUGCCCCACUCGCACCCAAGUGUAGACACUUGUUUGCAUUCAAAUAUCAGGGACACAAUAUUCAAUACACCAGGUUGUCACAAGGCUUCAAAUAUUCACCUGGAAUUUUUCAAUCAAUGUUUGAAAUCACUGCUGCAGAAUCUCGAACUCCCAGACGGAUAUAAACUCCUGAUGUAUGUCGAUGACCUCCUGUUGGCAGCCCCAACAGCAGAGUCGUGUUUGUCGCUAACUAAACUGGUGAACUCUCUGUCCAACCUUUGACUAACGCAGGGUCCUUUUCACUGAUGGUUGCUGUUACCGUAAGCCGAAUGGCUCUUUGGCUGCGGCGGCUGGUGUAAUGGAGCAGCAGCGCUCAGGUGAAUUUUUAACCGUUUCCUCUUCCAUACUAACACAACCCUCAGCCCAGGCAGCGGAAGUGCUCGCACUCUGUCUCGCACUGGAACUGGCAAUCGAACAAUCUGUUACUAUCUAUUCUGACUCAUCUUACACUGUCUCGGCUGCUUUGUUGGACCUGUCUGCCUGGAAAUGGAAUUAUUUGAAAAAACCUAAAGGUACUCCUAUUGCACAUUUGACACUUAUCUAACAAUUAGAUAAAGCCCUGGCCAAACCUUUGCCGGUGGCUAUCGUCAAGGUCCCAAUAAUGGUGCCGACAUGGCUGCGAAGCAGGCUGCGGGCUAUGUCCCACAGAUGCUUGUCCAAUUAUCUGACAAAUCCUCGCCUGACCUGCUCGAACCUCCGUCUCAUAGUGAAUUGGUUAAAAUACAGCCCAACGCCUCUCCUGAACAAAUGAUAUUUUCACCAAAACUCACUCUAUGGGUCAUAUUGGCCCCAGAGCCAUGCUAACCAAACUUCGCAUGUGGUGGCAUCCUAAAAUGUCUGACUUUUGUCACGCCCACUGUCGUGACUGUAAUAUUUGCCAGCUACACAAUCUUCCCCCCACACUUAGACCGUUGCCAGGUUCAUUUGACCCACCCACCUGGCCCGGUGUGGAACUGGUCAGGUAUUUCACAGACAUGAUCACUCCUGUUCAGGGUAAACCCUACCUUCUUGUUUUCGUUAACACCUUUUCCAGAUGGCCUGAAGCCUACCCCUGCGCUGGCGAAGACGCCAUGUCGGUAAUGAAAGCUUUGGUGAACCAUUGGAUUCCAACGCACGGUUUCCCCGCUCUCAUCCGCUCGGACAACGGUACACAUUUCACAUCCACACACCUAGCUACUGUAGAGAAGUGGUUAGGGUUAACUCACAAGUUUGGUUGUGUUUAUCACCCUGCCAGUCAAGGUUCAGUUGAACGUAUGAAUCGCACAUUGAAGGAAAAACUGGCUAAAAUAUGUACUUCUUCUGGCAUGGAUUGUGUUCAGGCUCUUCCCCUUGCUCUAAUGUCUGUGAGACAAACUGUGUCUCACCCUACUGGUUUCUCUCCUUAUGAACUUCUUACAGGUCGUCUGAUGCCUGGCCCUUCCUCCUCACUCCAACCGCUGGAGGAAGGCGCUGUGUCCCCCAGGUUUUCUCAUAAACUGUUUUGGACACAACUGCAUUCUUUUGCUUCACAGAUCCAGGACACUCUUCCAAUACCACCUCCUGCACUUGAUUUUCCUGAGUGGUCAUCCGUCUACCUUAAACGACUCUCUCGUAAGUUGUCACAACCCGUUGGUCUGGCCCCGACAAGGGGACUGCUCGUACCUCCAAAGCUAUCUGCUUGGAGGAAAAAGGAACUAAGCUGUUUCAUUAUUCUAUGCUUCGCCCUGCUACAGACUCUUAAUUGCACUUUUGUUUUAUUGUUUGUUGUUGUUUUAUUAACCAUGAUUCCUACAGAUGGUCCAAUUGCUUUUCAGACCAAGAGAGGGAGAGGAGGGAAUCUCUAGGAUUAUUAUUAUUGGUGUUAUUGUUAUUGUUGGUUAUUUUGAUCUGGGAAAUCGUUCAAAAAUACCCCAUACCUACACCCACAUCAGUGCCAGCUGUUAGCACAACCCACCCAGAAAAUAUCUAUCACAGAGAAGAGUUGUAUUAUAAACAAAGCCCUAUCUGUUGAUGAGUGGUUUAGGUUUUUGACAGGCAUUUGCGCAAUAAACAAUAAUUGGUUACUAAUGGCAGAACAAGUGGUGAAAAAAACCCCGAGUGUUGCGUGUUGAAUGUAUGGGACCUAGACCUUUGUUACGUGUUGUUUCCUCUUCUGUCAACUCCACCUGUGUUCUAGAUCUUAUGAAAAAUUAUGUGCCGACUAAAACUGAAUGCAAAAUUUGGGAUACUUCGCACCAGUAAGACCGGCUCAAAAGAACAAACCUAUGUUUAGUACACAAAAACCUCUCCUGUAUUUUCCUGAAAGGUAACGGUGCCCCAAUUGACAAUAUUUCUGAUGAUCAGUGUGCAGAGACCCAGGAAGCACCUUUCUUUCAACCAGUCAGCCGUGCUGAUGUGUGGUGGUGGUGCGGAGGGAAUCGUCUCUUCGACCGCCUCCCGCGCAACAGUACGGGCAGAUUUGCAUUAAUGACUUAACUUUUGCCCAUUUCCGUUGUUCCUGUCACCCUAGACGAUCUGGCAGUUGCUCCUGAACACAUCAAGGAAGCCCUUGGCCUUUUACACCGUUCACGUAGGUCCAAACCUACCUGGCUCGGUGCUGAUGACCCCACUUACAUUGACGCUAUUGGCGUCCCCUGUGGUGUCCCAGAUGAGUAUAAACUGGCUGAUCAGGUAGUUGCUGGUUUUGAAAAUAUGCCUGUAAUUUCUGCUCUUUUCCCCGUUACUCCUAACGAUGAUGUGGGGGAUACGAAAAGAGCUGGAUCUAGUUCACAUUGCGUCAAGUCGUCAUUAAAGGAUAGAGUGGUGCCAAUAAUCCGUUCAGCUGUUUUGUUUGUCCGUUGCUGGAGUUUGUCCUUUUUUGUGGCGGCCCCAAAACAGACUGUGAUGGAGGUACACAGUACUGAUUGGAUGACCACUGUGUAGAAUUGUCUCAGUAGCUCAUGAGACAGGCUGUGGUUCCUCAGAAGCCACAAGAAGUACAUUCUUUGCUUGGCUUUUUUCGAGGAUUGAGUUGAUGUUCGUCUCCCACUGCAGGUCCUCUGAGACUGUAAUUUCCAAGAACUUGAAGGUCUUGACAGUUGACACAAGACCGUUGGACAGGGUCAGGGGGAGCUGUGGUGAAGGAUGCCUCCUGAAGUCCAAAAUCAUCUCUACAGUCUUAAGAGUGUUCAACGCCAGGUUGUGUUGGCGACUCAAAGCUCCAGUCUCACCACUUCCUAUCAAUACACAAACUCGUCGCUGUCUUUGAUGAGGGCAAUGACUGUGGUGUCAUCUGGAAACUUUAGGAGUUUGACAGUCGGAUGCCAUGAGGUGCAGUCGUUAGUGUAGAGCGAGAAGGGCAGAGGGGAGAGAACACAAACUUCGGGUGUCCUGAUAAUGCGCAUGGAAGAGGUGGUCUCCCCCAGCCACAUCUGCUCUGUCCUGCCCAUCAGUAAGUUGUAGAUCCACCCGGAGAUGUACAGUCGGUGAUUACGUGUCAAUAAAACCCGCAGAUACCGUCCUUAACGGUUCUCAGUUUGGAGUCUUUAAAAACACGAACAUCAAUUUAAGUAAAUUCAAAACACAUUUUUUUUAAUCAGUCUGGAUGGGUGCAACAGUAGCUGGUUGUUGGCUCGUAAUUGCGUUGGAGACACUGGGGAUGCCAGAGGAGGCGCGUAGAAAUGGCAGACGAAUCUGACACCAGUUUGAACAUGAUUACAAUUUAAAUUACAUCACCCCCUCUUCUCCGAAAAAGUCAUCUUACAUACAUUUUCAUCAUAUACAUGUAACUAAUGUACAUGUUAAUAUGAAGUAAAUUCAAUUGAAUUUUUUUUCAGUGAGCAGGUCCUCUCCUGUGUAUUAAAAUGCCAUCCUAUUUGAUAUGGUAAUGUGCUUCUAUUUGAGUUCAAAAGAUUUCAAAGGAGGAUAGGGACUCAGAAAAUGCUUUUACAGGGCUGCGUGUAAGUUACUGUGUGAACACAUUUGUUGUGACAUAUAAUCACAUGGUUUUAACCUUUUAGGGUAAUCAGUCAGCCUUGUGAGAGGAGUGUCAUCCAUGAUCGCAGCGGUUCUUCCUCCCGUUUUGGCCGCACUUUGGCCGUGGGCAGCUGUCCUCCGCUUCACAGUUCAGUCCAUAUGUGCUGUUGUGACAUGUUGUUCCAUUCACUCCUCUUUCGCAUGUUGUUAAGGCUGGAGGAGAUCUCGCCAAAAAGGAUUUUGUUGCGCACCGCGACUUCAUUGAAAAACUUCACAGUCAGAGAAAAUAGUUUUUCUUCAUUGCCUUGCUCAUUUUCCUUUGUUUUCUUCUUUCCUUAUGCAGAGAUUGGGAUCUUAAGUGCAGGAUUCAAUGAAAUAUCCAUCAAUUAUUUGAGCUGCUUGUCCUCACAUGGGUCACGGGAGCGCUGAGCCUAUCCAUGCUAUCUUCGGACAGGACAGAGAAAUAAAAUGUUUAUUUUUUUUUCAAUUAAACCACAACAAAAUUGAGAUAAUUGAUUUUGGCAAUAAAGAAAAGAGGAUUGCAGUUAGUAAAUACCUGGAAUGGGGCACAGUGGGCAACUAGUUAAAGCGUUGAGCUCACAGUUCUGAGGACUGGGGUGUGUUGCAUGUUCUCCCCGUGCCUGUGUGGGUUUUCUCCGUGCACUCUGGUUAACAUGCAAUAAUUGGAGAUUCUAAAUUACCCCAAAGUUUGCUUGUGCGUGGGACUGUUUUCUGUCUCCAUCUGCCCUGCAAUUGGCUGGCAACCAGUUCAGGGUCUACCCCACCUGCUGCCCGAUGAUACGCUGGGAUAGGCUCCAGCACUCCCGUAACCCUUCUGAAGACAAGCAGCUCAGAAAAUGGAUGGAUGAAUGAAAUACCUGGAGUCACCAAAAAAGAAACUCUCUUUAAAAACCAAAGAACAAGUCUGAAACCUUGUUCUGAUAAAUAUUUUCCAAAAAUGUAUUUAACGAAAAACCAUUUGGUUGUUUUUAUAUUUUUUGUUUGAGGUCAAUAGGACGUGAAAUGUUUCAUUUGAAGUCAGACAGAGAAUAUGUUGCAACUGCAUUAUCGGGUUGGGGGAAUUGCAUGGUGUUCGACAAAUAACAUGGACACAUUUGGCCACGUAUUCAAUUUCAAGUCUGUACAUCAAGUCAGCCUUAAAAUGUAUUUCCUGUUUGGUGUGCUUCUUUGCUUUCACUUCUGCCUGUCGUAUUGGUUCAAAAUAGUGAGGAGAACUUGUUGCAGUGAGUGGAUCGUCUCAGCAAGAUGAGUUUUUCCAGUCAUGCAUCUUCUAAGGAUACAUGCAAUGAGCUCAUAAAUUUGGGAUGGUACCACUAUGAUCUGUCUCGUCAUACGGCUGAGGCACUCCUCUUGUCCAAUGGAAGUGAUGGAAGUUACCUCCUGAGAAAUAGUAAUGAGGGACCAUGUUCUUUUGCUUUAUCUGUAAGGGCGAAGGAUUCAGUCAAGCAUUUCCAUGUGAAACACAAAGACAAUGGCUAUGUGUUUGGAUUUAACACAUUUGCCACCCUUCAUGACUUUAUCAACCACUUCGCCAAUCAGCCACUAGUUGGCAACGAAACAGGAACUCUCAUAGUGCUCAAGUAUCCAUACCCAUGGAAAGUUGAAGAGCCAUCCAUUUAUGAAUCUGUGCGGGUUCACACAGCUCUGCAGACUGGACGUACAGAAAAUGAUCUUGUGGCAAAUGCUCCCUCUCUAGGUACAAAAGAAGGCUACCUACUGAAACAAGGAGCAAUUAUAAAGAGCUGGAAGCAAAGAUGGUUCACACUAAGCAGAAAUGAACUGAAAUAUUUUAAAGACCAAGUGUAUGAAGAGCCCAUUCGAACCCUGGAUCUCAAUGCAUGCUCUGCAGUCCAGUUUGACUACUCUCAUGAAAGAAUCAACUGCUUCUGUCUUGUGUUUCCAGAGAGAAGAUUUUAUCUCUGUGCAAAGACUGGCGUGGAAGCAGAUGAGUGGAUCAAGAUUCUCAGAUGGAAACUGCAAGCUGGUUAACCAACUUAUACUCAUCUGGUACACCUCGUGGGAUGCCGAUUGCAUCAAUGUAUGUCGGAUCGUCAUCUUUCCAAGAGGACCUUCGCCUUCGGGAAAAAACGAGUGGAGGUCCAAAGAUGGAUGGAGCCAAUUGUAUAUCCUCUGCUGUGGAUGGAAACACAGUCACAGGUAGGAGCAGUGAUCCCAGUGCACACGUUCCUGAUGCAUUUAUCAGUGUGUCAUACAACUUUUGGCCACCACACAUCGCUGCGUGGGAGCAGAGGGGCAUUUUGCCGAUGGAUAAAAUGACACCAUGUUUUGUUGAGACUUCCCACUUUAACGCCUGUCCCUGUAAAGUUAACACAGGAGAAAUUAGCUAAUGCAAUAUUAGUAGAAAAUAUCGGUUUGUCAUUUACUGCUUUAGUUGUUGGAUGAACACUUCCAUUUUUGACAAGUGGUGUUAGGAGUUGUUUUAGUCAUUAACUCCAGGGUACAUUGUGUUGGGAUUUCUGCUGGAAUGACACGUAGUAGUGGCCAAGGGCCCAUGCAGGUGAUGCAACUAUAGUUUACCAUGCUAGCUGCAUUGUCCAUUAACAACAACCAAUUAUUUCGUACUUGUGAAAUACCGGUCACUGCCAAAAAAUUUCCAUCCUGUUUUUUUGGUUGAAAUAUUUCAACCCCCUCCAUAGUUUCCGGACUCUUUUGUCUGGCAUUUGGGUUCAGGGUGGCGUUAAAUUGGCAAAUGGUGAGAAUGGGGGUUUCCUUUGACAUAAGACCAUAGGUGGAAUCUCCAGCAAGGUGUGGUAGAAGGCUUAAAGGCUGGUGGAAUAAUUGAACCUUUAGUUAAAUUUACUUGUAUUGUAAGGCCUGUUUCUGUCUUAAGCAAGGUCAUUAGGCGUUUGUGAUGUCGAGAGUAUGAUGAUGUUCCCCAGGAGGGGGUCCAUCUGUUACCUUCGUCCGGCACCAGGGUGUUCCACCUGGAGUCUCGUACAUUAUUUGUCAGAUACCAUUUAUUUGAUCUAUACUUUAUUCCUUGUAGGGUCCCUUUAUUUAAGUGUUCAGUUAGACUCGGCCAGGGAAUUAAAAUAGUGCUUAGCUGAUUCAUUGGGAGGCACAUAUGGAGUCCUGCCCUCAUGCCUAGGUGACUGCCGCAUAGUCGUUUAUCAAUUUUAUUUGAAAUGAGGUUGCGCCUCUUUAUCUUAUGUGGAGUAGGCAUAGUUGACUGAGUAUAAUUAGUGGUUCUGUUAUGCGUUUUUGUCAGCUAUACAGAUGCCAAAAGGUACCAUAUGAACAAAAAUAUCACAAUUGAUGUCGCAAUUGCAGCCCAACGUGCUAUGAUAUGAUUCGCCAUCUUGAAGUCAUGUCGACCAAAUCACCCCUAAAUGAGUCAGAUGUCUUUUAAAUCUUCACCAGCCUUCGGGUAUUUUCAGAUAUUAUAAAUCUGCACCCACCUUAUGCUGGACUUUGCUUAACUUUCCCUUCGGGUGACUCAGCUGAGAUGACCUUUUUACAGUGUGUAACAUGUAUCCACGUGUUUAUUUCUGCUAUUUUCAUUGCUGUCGGUGUAGUCAGCAAUAUUGGAACGGGCCUUCCCACUUUGGAUCAUACCAGUGCGUCUUCUUUAUGCUGCGUGUCAGCACCCAGUUGCCUGGCACCACGAGUUGUUGAUCCUGUUGGGAAGUAAUAUCACAUUCUGGUAAUUUUAAGUUCACUUCUUUUUUCUAAUGUUUAUUACAUGUAGUCUGCUAAAUUUGCCUCGUCAUCUAUCUCCCAUUUUGUGGAAAAUAUUGGUAAUUUGUAUGGUCAGUGUUUCAAAUGGAGUGAGACCUGUUAUGCUUAUGUUGAUGUAUAGUUUGACUAGAUCUAUACAUUGCGUCCAUGGUCUGUCUGUUUCUUCCAUGCAUUUCUUCAGUCUAUUCUCAAUUGUGCCGUUCAUUCUUUCUACCGAUCCUGCACUUUGUGGGUGAUAAGAACAGUGGUGUUUCAAGUUCAAGUGGAACGUGUCCUAUUUUGUCGAGCACUUUGUUUACAAAGUAUGUUCCAUUAUCACUAUAUAUGGUCUCUGGGAUACCAUAUCGUGGUAUGAUGUCUUUGCAUAAUGCUUUUGCUACUGUUAGCGCAUCAGGUUGUUUCGCCGGGAAUACUUCUACCCAUUUUGAAAAAGCAUCAAUGAUGACUAAACAGUAUUGUUUUCCCUCACUUUUGUUUGGUUCAAUGAAAUCCAUGUGUAUUCUCUGAAAUUGAUAUGUAGCCUGAGAAAACUGACCACGUUUUGGACGCACAUUCCCUUGUGGAUUAUGUCGAGCACAGGUCAAACAAGCCCUGCAAAAUUUUUUUGCAUACAAGUUAAAUCCAUAGGUUGUAUAAUGCUUUUGUACCAUUCCCCCUGUUGAGACAUGAGACUUCCCGUGGCUCAAUAUUGCCGCCCACUUAAAAAGAUUUUUUGGUAGAAUGGGUUUUGUAUCUGUGCUGACAUAAAUCCCAUUUUGUAAUGUGGCACCUUUAUUUUCCCACAUUUUUAGUUCUGCUGGCAAGCUUUGUUGUUGCAUUUUGUUUAACACAUCAUUUGAAAGUAUGUCUUCAUUUGUUGCAUGGUCAGCUAAUCCCAUAAAGGUUUUGACUGCUACUUCUUUUGCUGUUUUAUCUGCAAGUGCAUUUCCUAAUGAUACUUUGUCUGUAUUUGAUGUGUGUGCUGCACAUUUACAUAUGGCUAUUUCUUUUGGUAAUUGAAUUGCUAUGAGCAAAUUUUGUAGUAGCUCUGCGUGUGUCACUGGUUUCCCUGUAGAUGUCACCAUUCCUCUGUUUUUCCAGUAUUGUGCAAAUAUGUGACAUGUAGCAAAAGCAUAUUGGCUGUCUGUGUAGAUUGUAAACUUUUUUUUUCAUUAAUUUACAUGCCUCAGUUAUGCCACUAAUUCUGCAGCUUGUGAUAAAUAGUGUGAUGGCAACGGCUCAGCUUUCAAGAUACGUGUUUCUGUUACUACAGGAUAUCCCGGUUGUGUUUUUCCAAAAUUAUUCUUUUUUGAUGAUCCAUCUACAAAAAGGAUUUCUCCUGUUUCUAAUGGUUGGUCUUUUAAAGCUGGUCUGCAUUUAGUAGUUUGUUCAGAUAAUUCUUGGCAGUCAUGUUGUUCCUCCUCGUCACGGAGUGGUACAAGGGUAGCUGGGUUUAAAACAGUACAUCUUUCCAGUGAGAGGUGUGGCUGAGAUAGCAAUAUGGCCAUGCAUGAUAGAUGUCUAGCUGGGGACAAAAAGGUCAUAUUGGUCUGUAUCAGUAGGGCUGACACGGCAUGGGGUACCCUUAGUGUUAGUGGGUGAAAAAGCACGAUGGAGGAACUACUCUCAACAGCCAUUGAGGCUGCAACCACAGCCCUGAUGCAAUGAGGAAGUGCACAUGCUACAUCUACCAUUUUAACAAAGGGUUUUGAAUAGUCAGGUAAUGCUAAGGCUGUACUUGACACCAAAUCUUGCUUUAUCUCACAAAAGGCCCGCUCUGCCCAAGCUGUCCAUUUAAUUUGGGAUGUCAUUUUUAAAUUUUCCUCAUUCAUUAUUUUUGAUAACGGUGCCGUUAUUUCAGCAAAAUUUGGUAUCCAGGCUCGGCAGUAAUUUGUAAGGCCUAAAAUGACAAUUUGUUUUUUGUUAAUGGUCUGGGAGCUUGUAGAAUGGUUGUCUUCCUAUCUUCCUAAAUUGUUCGUCCCCCCCUUACUCAAACUGUGACCAAGAUACUUUACUUGUUCCCUACACAUUUGCAGUUUCUUCUUGCUUAUUUUGUGACCCUCUUCUGCCAAAUGCUUGAGUAAUGCUAUUGUAUCUUGUCUACCGGUUUCCAGAUCAGGUGAAGCUACAAGCACAACAUCUAGCAGACUAUAAUUUGACUGCCCCCUGGGGGUUGAAACUUGGACAUGCUUGCUGUCAUUACUUGUGAAUAGAUUGUUGUACUUUCACAAUACACUUGGGGCAAUCUUGUGAAUGUAUAUUUUUUCCCUCUGAACAUGAAUGCAAAACAAAACUGGCUGUCUUUGUCUACUGGGACUGAGAAAAAUGCAUUACUUAUGUCUACCACUGUGAAUACAGCAGCGUCUGGUCUCAAAUUGUUUAAUUAAUGUGUAUGGGUCAGGGACACAAGGAGCUCUUUGUAUUACUGCUGAAUUUACUGCUUGUAAAUCCUGGACCAUCCUCCAUCCCACCUUCGUCCAUCCCACCGAAGGAGGGGCCUUUUUUACAGGAAAUAUGGGUGUGUUGCAUGGUGAGUCAUUACACUCCACUAUCACUCCUGCCUUCAGCAAGUCAUCAAGUACUGGUUUUACUCCCUCUAGUGCAUCUGGUUUCAAUGGAUAUUGUCGCACACAGGGUCUGUACUCAGUUUUGGGUCUGAUUUGUAUCGGUAAUGCAUUGUCAAUUUACACGACUCUCCCAGGGGGUCUAACACCCAUACAGGAUUCGUUUCAGCGACUACAGAGAGCAUUCCCUGAGCUGUUCUGACAAACACUUCCCUUCCUGACAUGGUGCAUCCUGGAAUGCUCUCUCUACAUGCUGUUUUACAUGCCCCUGUGUCACACAAAAAUUUCAUUGACUUCCCGUUCACGAUCAGUUCCACCUCAGGUCUAGCCACGUCUAAUGCAAGAAUUUCCUGUAAAUUUAAUUCAAUAUCUGCUUCUUGAGCAUCGGUGGUGACAUUUUGAUGGGAAGGUGGCUGCUCUAGUCAUGUGGUGGUGGGCAUUUUGUUUCUAGGGCAAUCACGUGAAAUGUGACCUUUUUCUUCACAACACCAGCAAAUAAUUUAUUUUUGAUCAAAUUCACGUCUCCUCCCCAUUACUCCUCCCCUGCCUCUUCCUCGUCUGCGGUUAUGGUUAGCUUUUCUAUCCUUUUUUCCCCUUUUUUCUUUUUAUGGCUAUUAACAUCCAAAACUCUGUAUCGUCAUAGCCAUCUUUACUCUUUUUUUUCCCAUCAUUUUUGUGUGUGUUUCUUAUUUUAUCCUGCAGGUUAACUAUUUUUUGCGUAUUGAGCUGGCCAGCAAAGCCAUAUUUUCUUAUCCAUAAAUCCAGAUAUUUUAUUUUAGAAGGACAUUGGCUUUCUACAAACUUCCAGUCCUUACAUGGUAAUUUUUGUCCAAGAUCCUCAGUGUCAAAUAUUUUGCUGGAUGAUUUUCCCAUGUUGAAGUCAGCGGUUCACCUUGGGUGACAAUUACGUUCCGUUUUAGGUAAUUCUGAAGCUUCUACCACAAGUGGCGGAGAAUUCUUACCUCUGCAUCCUCAAACAGUAUUCACUCAAUUUCAUGUUCAAAUGAGGUAGCCAACCUCCAUUCACACUUUCACAGAUGCAAACAUUUCACGGACCUCACGUACAGGACACACCUUGCCCUUUUCUCAGUUUUAUAGACUAGUCUACUCGAUAGUGACUAGUAUUCUCGAGGUUUGUUUCUGCCGCAGUCACCCAGACGCGCAUUCACUCAUUCCUCAUGAGUGUGGGAGUUUCCUACUCACCAGAGAUGUCUUCACUUCCUUCGGCUUCUCGUCAACUCUCAGCCUCCAGACGCAAAGUCGAGGCCCAGUCCCGGAAAGGGUCUCAAGUGGCGUGGCCAUGGUCUUUGCCUGGACGUCAAUUCGGCCCCAGCACCUCUAUUUGUUUAGUUUUAAGACGCCCCUUAUUUACAUGGAUGUUACAAAAAGGAGACGACAAGCAAAACAGUUUGAAACAAGGUGUACAUUUUUGUUCAUGUGCGUGUGCAUGUGUGGAAGAUUGCCGAAUACAUGUGUAGUCAUCAUUUCUUUAACAGGCAGCAGUUCUAACAGUUCUGAUGAUUAUAUGUUUUUGUUCUUGCUAUCGCCUGCUAGGAGGCUGCCACGUUAUCUAGAGCAGAGCAUUUCUUUAUUGGAAGGAGAUGUAUGAUAAUUAUGAUCACAAUUACUCCAACACUGCCGUUGACUUUAAACACUCAAAACUAUUUUGUACAACCUUUUUGUUUCUAAGAUUUACCAAUCUUAUAUUGAUAUAUAUAGCUUCUAAACUAAUAUUUAGUUGUAUAAUGACCAUUUUUCAUAACUGCUUCACAUCUGUAUGGCAUGGAGUCAACCAAAUUGUGACACCUUUAAGCUGUCAUUCCGCUCCAAUAGAGGGCUGCGACUGACGUCACUGCCGAGCAUGCGCAUUAACUUUUCGCCAUAUUGGAAGACAAACAAACCCCCGGGAAGUCCGAGUGCUGUAGGUGUCGUCCGUUUUUAUAUAGUUUCAUCACUGUUUCUUUGCUUGGAAUUUGAGCUCCGGGAUCUAGCAAGGCAUGGCAGGUCCUUUUGCCAAGUGUAAACAUGUUGACACCCUGCCAGCUGUUGAAAGGAAUUGUUACAAGGAGAAACUUGCUCUGGUUGAUGGAGUUGACCCUUACAAGUUACCCAAACAGGAAUGGACAACAAAUGUGACAUACUAUCCUGCUGUAAUUUACCCUGACAUUGGGAACUAUUUUAUCUUCACUCCAAUGUUUAUACCAUGGAUGACUUGAAAGCUUACAAGAGCAUGGAUGCAUACAAUCAGUUUUUGUGUGGCUGGGUUGGCCAUGUGGGAGCUGUUGUCAGAAAUGGAUACCAACUAGUCAGUGGAAAGGUCAGUGUUUACAUUUCAUAUUAUCGAUAUUUCAUGACGCUGUGACUUUUCUGAGUUCAAUGUAAAUGUUCCCACUACAGCUUUUUAACAAAUCCAAUUAUUUAAUUCGUGUACAUUUAAAUGUAUAGAAUGUUUGUGGGGCCAGGAGUAAUUUAAUGAUUAUUUGCAACUUAUAAUUUGACAGUUAAGUAACGGCAUGCAGGAAAGAGUAUAAUUUCUUUUUAUCUUUCCAUCUCUUUGUACUACAUAUUUUGAAAAUCAUAAGAUUUGAAAUAGACAAUUAUUUUCCCAAUAAAAUAAUUUUUUUCUAGCCUACAUUCUUUUGUGAAAUUUUCAUUUGCAACAAUAAUGGUAGGUGAAAAUAUUCAGUAAUAUUAUUUAAAUGUGUAUGAUAAUACAUGCAUAACAUACAUGUAUGUUAAAAACUCCCAAUAUUACUUUUACAAGUUCUCCAUUCCCAAGAAUUACGGGAAAACCCCUUUUGGCCUUGGGUGAUUGCUAAACAAAGUGGGAAAAUUGUUGCUGCACAUUGCGACUGAAAGGCUAGCCUGGGAGAAGCUUGUUCACAUGUUGCAGCACUGCUGUUUUGGGUUGAAGCCAACAUCAGGAUACGGGGCUCAAAGACUCAAGCAAGAGAAAGCAUACUGGAAGCUGCCAACAUUUCCUCAAAAGUAGUCAAUACAAAAAAAAAAAAAAAAUCCUGACUUACCUACCUUAGUUCUUAGUCUAUGUUACCGGAAAGACAUUAUUUUUGUUUGGCCUUAACAAUGUUUUGAGUAUAUAAAUGUGCUGUAGCCAAUGUUAUAUAAGUGCGAAAACAAACAAACCAAUUGUACUUCAAAAUUUUAUUCUCUCAUUCUCCAUCUAACAUGUCAGGCUGUUCUGUACUCUGAAAAUUGUGUUUAGUUCUACUGGUAACAGUUACCCACUGUAUUUCAAACAAAAACAGUUUAUAAAUAAAAAAGAAUAUAUACAGUAUAUAUAUAUAUAUGUACACAUUUACAUGAAUUGCAAUAAAUGCCUUCCAAAUGAUCAAUUUAGAGUGUUCAAUUAGGAAGGAAAGUGGAGUACCGGGAAAAACCUCACGCAGAGAGAACAUGCGAACUCGACACAGGCAGGGCUGGGAUUUGAACACCGGUCCUCAGAACUGUGAGGCAAACACUCUCGUCAGUCGCACGACUGCAACCUUUAGCAAACGCAAUCAUUCAUCAUUUAUCAGUUCUUUACAGGUUUAAUCCAGAGGAAAAGUGUUUAUAUGUCUAUCAUACAGCUGUAGUUAAAAUUUAAUUAAAAAAAUAUUUUCAAAAGUCUCAACAGAACAGAAAUUAAAUAGUGUCAAAGUCAGUCUCAAGAUUUUGUUUGAAAUGUCAAAUGUCACUUAGAUUCGGCAAGUUCCAUAAGUCCCUGGAAAGUGAUGUCACGACAACAUUUAGCCAAAGAGUGAAGCUAGCAAAGAUGGCGUGUUGUAUACAGCUAUUCUGCGUCCAACGCUGACGGAGUCAGCUUACAUGAAUGGCAGAAAGAUGAACAGAUGGGCAGGUUAAGGACCAGGGUUUGUGAAGACAAAGCGGGCACAUUGGACUUACAAAUCAAAGUGGACAGUAAUAUUUUCCAAGAAUUUCAUUUCUAAUUUCUUACCUAACACCAGUUUAGGUGAACAGGGAUGUCUUGGUAGGUUUGCGGAGGUGUCAUACUCCAUUUCCAUUUUUGCAUGGACACUGCUUGCUGAGAUGUUGAAAGCAUGGGAUAUAUAUUUUUAUGACUUUAUAAGUCAGACCUGUCUGGUUUCUCUACAAAUCUCAACAAAACAAAGAUUGUGAAUGUAAUUUCACAAAAUGUUAAACGUGUAUGAAUGAGUGAAGUAGUUAAUUAAGUCAAGGAAGUUCCACUGUCUUUGGGAAGAGAUGUGCUAUGACCAGAACAAACAUUUAAAAAAAAAAAAAAAAAUCUUCAUUUCCCUUGCGCAAUGUUUCACGUACGUAAAGGACAACGCUCCAAAUUGAAGAAAGGACACUGUUCUUUGGUUGGACUAUCAUUUUUUUUAAAAGACAAAAAGACUCAAACAGUAGUCUUUAUGUUCUUAAAUCAUGUAAGAAUCAUUCACUAAUAAAGCAGGUAUCCAAUGUCAUUGCACAAAAUCAAAAGGUCAGUAUUUGUCCUUUUAUUAUUGACAAUUGAUACAUUGUGAUUCAGCAGUCAUAUUUGAAAUUUACUUAAGAGAUAAGGUUCAAGCCUGACUUUAUGGGUUUAUUUUCAGAGCCACAUUUCCCCGCAUGUGGUAUCAUUUUCUGUUUUAUGGCUAUUAUGUUGACCCAAAAUGGAAAAAAAGCAAGUGCAGGACAGUGAGUCACUACUUGUGUACAGUAUUUCUUGAUGGCACAAAAGCUUUUGGAUAAGAUUAGUCUCCUCUGCCUCAAUGUAUUAAGAACAGUAUUGAACAUUUCCAACUGCAACUGUAUCGACACAAUGAAAUUGUUGGUAUAUUAAAAAAUAACACUGGUCAAAGAAAUAAUUCUAAUUUCAGUAAUUGAAAAAAUGUGAUGACAACCUUCCCAAAAGGUGAUUUUGAAUAAUGAUUCAACAUAAUUAUAAAAACAACCAUGAAACAGACUAUGAGAAAAAAAAAUUACAAAAGCAAAAGAGCAUUUUUUUUGGGGGGGGGGGGGUGUAAUUGGCUGACAACCAGUUGAGGAAGUACCCCUCCCCCUCCUGCCCAAAGAUAGCAUUGUGAGGAUAAGCGGCUCAUUAUAACGACAGA